AGUGACGACUGAAAGUUCAAGUUGGGUUAAACUGUGCGUCCAAAGUUUGCACAAGCUGUGCCAGGUGCUUCUGCCGACCCAUCGAGAGAAAGCAGCUCGGUGUGUGUUUUCAAGUUCUGGUCGAAACUGACAGAAUAGCUGCAGCGCUGGUGACGCAGAAUGGCUGCACUGCGACAUCUAAGGCAAUGCCACUCUGCGGGCAUUUCCAUUUCUCAUCUUCACACAAGCAGCCGGGCCUCUGCCAAACAACAUUACAAAAUGCUUGUGCUGGGAGGAGGAAGUGGAGGCAUUACAAUGAGUGCACGCAUGAAGAGGAUGAUGGGGGCCGAGAAUGUGGCUGUUGUGGAGCCCAGUGAGACUCACUACUAUCAGCCAAUAUGGACCCUGGUUGGUGCUGGUGCCAAAACUGUCGCAUCAUCAGGCCGUUCCACUGCGAGUGUUAUGCCAUCAGGAGUGAAGUGGGUGAAAUCUAAAGUUCAGGAGAUAAACCCGGACACAAACACUGUCCGAACAGAUGAUGGGAAUGAGAUCUCCUAUGAGUAUUUGAUUGUGGCUCUUGGUUUACAACUCCAUUAUGAGAAGGUCAAAGGACUGGCAGAAGGACUGGACCAUCCAAAGAUUGGGUCAAAUUACUCAGUCAAAACUGUGGAGAAAACAUGGAAAGCUUUGCAGAACUUCAAAGAGGGCAAUGCUGUGUUCACUUUUCCUAACACUCCUGUGAAAUGUCCUGGAGCUCCACAGAAGAUCAUGUACUUAUCAGAUGCUUAUUUUAGAAAGUCAGGAAAAAGGGCAAAGGCCAACUUAAUAUACAACACAUCACUACCUGUGAUCUUUGGGGUGAAGAAAUAUGCUGAUGCAUUGUGGGAGAUUGUGAAACAACGUGACCUUCAAGUAAACGUGAGGACCAACCUGAUUGAAGUACGGGCAGACAAGCAAGAAGCUGUGUUUGAAAAUCUGGACAAACCAGGCGAAACCACAGUGAUUGCGUAUGAAAUGCUUCAUGUAGUGCCACCAAUGGGACCCAAUUCAGCGAUUAAAGGCAGUCCACUGGCUGAUGAAGCUGGCUGGUUGGAUGUUGAUAAAGAAAACCUUCAACACAAGAGGUACCAAAAUGUGUUUGGGAUUGGAGACUGUACCAACCUGCCCACAGCCAGAACAGCUGCUGCUGUCGCUGCACAGUCUGCUGUCCUGAACAGAACCAUCAGCCAAAUACUGAAAAAUGAAAAGCCAGAUAAGAAAUAUAAUGGCUAUACCUCAUGUCCGUUGGUGACGAGCUACAAUUCAGUAAUUCUGGCAGAGUUUGACUACAAUUUACAACCACUGGAAACAUUUCCCAUCAAUCAAGCCAAAGAAAGACGAAUCAUGUACCACCUGAAAGCUGAUAUGAUGCCUCCCCUCUACUGGCAUGGACUUCUAAGGGGCUUGUGGGGUGGACCUGCUCCAUACAGGAAACUCCUUCAUCUUGGGAUGAAAUGAAACAACACUAUCCCUUUGCAAGUUAAGAGUAACAUUCCCUAAACUCCAGGGAGAGAAGUAACUCAUUAAAGCCACCAGUCUUCUUAAGGCCUGGCACAGAUAGUGGCUUCAUCAUGGUGAUUAUUUAGAUCAUUUGAUUAUUAUAGUGAUGAUUUUGAAGGCAUGAAUGUAAGGUCCUUCUGCACUUGAGAUGUUAUCAGCGUAGUUUCUUAUAAGUCAAGCAAUUGCACUAUCUUCAGGUCUGUGUUGUAUUCAUGCUUUGUUUACAAUUUUUGAUUGAAAAUAUCUGUAUGGAAGAGUGUUAAACUUAACCACCUCUAAAAAUACUGCAAAUGCCGUUCUAAUCUUUGAAGAUCUGUAACAAAAAUAUUUUUUUGUAAGUGAUAAUUUUUCAUGAGUUAACAAUUUUAAAAGAUUUACUCUUACAUUUUUUAAGGACUUUUUACAAUUAAACAAUCUAGUGUUAUUCUGCUAUUGAUGUGAAGAAGCAAUUGCUUAUUAGAAGUUAUGAUGGCAUACUUAGUAAUGUUUUAACACUGUUGCACUUCAUUGUUUUGUUUUUAACAACCAGAAGUUUAACUGAAUAUUUUGAGUAACUAAGUAUGUUAAACUGUUAUGUUUGCACAGUCUGUUGUUUGUGAGCAAUGGGAUAACUUUGGGUCUUAAGCCUACUGUGAUGAUUCACAAUAGAUUGUAAUCACAACAUUUGACAGUCUAUUUUGAUUUCUUACUUAAAGUGCAUUGCAGUGAAUUCAGGCAGUCCAGUGUAGCACAUGGACUCUUCCACUACAGAGCCAUGCUGUUGUAAUAGAUGCAGAAAAAAGUAUUGUCUGGGUGGCAGCAUAUGUUACAGAUGGGCAUUAUGACUUUUUCUCCAAACCCAGCAGAAAAAAAGUAAAGUUAUUUACACUAUUCCUACCAACAGCAGCUUUAAGCCUACUGUGAUGAUUCACAAUAGACUGUAAUCACAACA
Molecule: messenger RNA, 2449 nt
Organism: Notolabrus celidotus (New Zealand spotty)
Lineage: Eukaryota; Metazoa; Chordata; Actinopteri; Labriformes; Labridae
Product: sulfide:quinone oxidoreductase, mitochondrial-like
Exons: 10
Coding region: 160-1476 (438 amino acids)
Cellular component (GO): mitochondrion
Molecular function (GO): FAD binding; sulfide:quinone oxidoreductase activity
Source: RefSeq, a predicted model, not a curated record